CACGGGCUCUUAACGGACCUGGGCUCAAUUUUCACGGAUUCUCACGCUUUCUCUCUCUGGGUACAUUUUGUUCAUCUCCUUCCUUCUGUUUCUGUCUCUUCAAUUUCUGCAGCACCAGGGUUUACUUCCAGUGGCAGUAACAAGGGGUAGCGUCGCGUCGUCGGAGUCUCAGAGAAAAUCAUAAAAAUGUUUGAACUUUGAAUAAACCGGUCGAGUGCUCCGACGACGAGCCUCCGACAGGGCGACAAGCAGUUCACAGAAUCACAGUUGUUCAGUGAAUGACGAUUUUCUUACAAGAUUUUGUUGGCUGGUAGCCAUGGCCAUGAUUUAACAUAUGAUAAUCAAUGUCUUCCCCGUGUUUGGACUUAUUCACAGAUCUAUAGGCGCAUGCUCGAGAAACUUGCUCUCUCUCUACGGUUCAUUAGUGGAGAUACGGCGUGCAAACUUUCUUUGGCUUAUUAUUUGUCUGAAAAUAAUAAAAAGCUUGGAGCAACCUUUUCCGAGACAUGGCAUUGAUUAGGCAGAGUAAUUGGUAUAAAAUUUUGAAUGGAGCAUUGCUCGCCAAUAUAGAGAUAGAUAAAUUGGGAACAAGAUGGUAUGCUAGCCAUAAAAAGGUGGACUGGGAUAAGCUGAGGCCGAUGAUAAAGCAGAGGAUAGAGAAGAGAGCUAGAGGAUAUCCAAUUAGAUCUAUGAUUCCUGUUGCAGAAGAAAUUCUUCAAGCUCGAUCUAUUGUCAUCCAUGGCGUAUCUGCACUACUUAAAAUGUUGCCAGUUGUAGCAUGCAAGUUCUGUCCGGAAGUACAUGUUGGUGAGGCAGGUCACCUAAUUCGUACGUGUUUUGGUCACAGACGUUGCAACAAGAAUCAGGUUCAUAAAUGGAUCAGCGCUAGCCUAAAUGAUAUACUGGUUCCUGUGGAGACAUUUCAUCUUGAUGACAUGGUCCAAGAUGUAAUUAAACACCAACAAAGAUUUGAUUUUGAGCGUGUUCCUGCUGUUGUUGAAUUGUGCAGUCAGGCAGGAGCUUCUUUACAUAAUCUGGAUCUUCAAUCUUCUAACUGUAUGGCGGACUCAAUAGAAGGCCUUGCUUUAAGCGGACCUGAUUCCUUGUCAACAAAUGACUUAAGAACCAUAGGAAAUAGAACGUUAAGGGCAUGGGAAGCACUUAGACAAGGUGUGGAGAAGCUCUUGUUAGUCUAUCCAGCAAAGGUUUGCAAGUAUUGUUCAGAAGUUCAUGUGGGACCAUCAGGCCAUAAGGCCCGACUCUGUGGAGUAUUCAAGUAUCAAAAUUUCCGAGGGAACCAUUUCUGGGAGAAGGCAGGUGUAGAUGAUUUGGUGCCACCUAAGAUAGUGUGGUAUCGUCGACCUCAAGACCCUCCGGCACUUUUGCAUGAAGACCGCAAUUACUAUGGACACGCACCUGCUGUAGUGGAUCUCUGCACUAAGGCUGGUGCUGAACCACCGCUUAAGUAUAUGUGUAUGAUGAAAGUUCAGGGAUUAAGAGGGCCGCCUUCUGAGAAGGUUUCAGGCUAAAUGCACAGUUUUUGCUGCUUUGGAUAUGCAUUCACUUGCCAUCAUCCGGUGUUUUGGGCUUAAAUAAAUUUUAUUGCAGCAGGAUCUUACAUCUUCAAAUAAACUAUAUGGAAGACUAUCUGAUACGGUGACAUAACCAGACGCUGCUGAAGUUGGGGUUUAUGUAGUGAUUGUAUGCAAAACAGAGAUGUAGAUGUGUAGGGUUGGUUAAUCGGCAUGGUAGUUCAAUGGAUUUAAGAGUAGGAUCAAACUCAUCAAAAUACAAAAGUUAUAAUUGGAUGUCGUUAAUAGGUAGAAGUUUUGAUUGAUGUAAGGGUAUUUUUGUCUAAAGUAGGUCGAUAUGUGGAGAUUUUCGAUCAUAGGGUAUUUCACGUGUUGUUAAAGGUCGGCCUGCUUUUACCAGGCGUUGCCCUACUUUACCAUAUUCUUUCCAACGUUACCCCCACCUCCCUCUCUAGCUUCACUUUGUCUCUCUCUCAUCUACCACCACAUAGCUUUACCACAAACACUACACCACCAUGACUAACACCACAUGUCCACAUCCACCUGCCUUCACCAUCAUUGCCUCUCAUUAGUCAUUACCACGAGUGGCGCAAAGAGCCACGUUUCCGCUUGUCUGCAACAAUGUCCCACCAUUCCGAAAAAGAGCCCAUGUUUAGUAAGUUCAUUAUCUCGGAAUAAUUCAGACGUAUAACAAACAUGUCUUGUUCAUGGUCGAGGCGUAUGAAAAUUAUGUCAGUACCAUGGCCUAGACAGUUUGAUGUAUGAAAAUUACGCCUGGGCCAUGGUCUAUACUUACUCUAAAUAGCUAUGGACCAUAGUCUGGAUGUAUUUAGCAUGUUUGGUUCAUGGUUGAGACGUACUUUUCAUGUGUCUGGCUAUUUUCCGGUACAGUAAAAUAAUUGCCAAAUAACUUGAAUU
Beta vulgaris subsp. vulgaris (sugar beet) is the source of this 2450-nucleotide messenger RNA. Its product is annotated as APO protein 4, mitochondrial. The transcript is spliced from 7 exons. The record is from RefSeq and is a predicted model, not a curated record. Gene Ontology annotation, molecular function: RNA binding. The coding region runs from base 507 to 1529 and encodes 340 amino acids. NCBI's taxonomy places the organism in Eukaryota, Viridiplantae, Streptophyta, Magnoliopsida, Caryophyllales, Amaranthaceae.